Molecule: messenger RNA, 1349 nt
Organism: Momordica charantia (bitter melon)
Lineage: Eukaryota; Viridiplantae; Streptophyta; Magnoliopsida; Cucurbitales; Cucurbitaceae
Product: Mitochondrial import inner membrane translocase subunit Tim17/Tim22/Tim23 family protein
Biological process (GO): mitochondrial respiratory chain complex I assembly
Cellular component (GO): mitochondrion
Source: RefSeq, a predicted model, not a curated record
AAAAGAAUAUGAAAUUUUGAUUUACGGCGCGACUCGGCUGAAGCCAUCUCCGGCCCUGCAUUUUCCCCGGACAAGCUCAGCAGCUUCUGCUUGGCUCUCGACUUCCGACAGUGUCUGAAUCUCACUCGAGCUAAUUGUUCUAUCUAUUAAUAAGACGGAGAAAGGAUUCCUGCCGGCGAUCAAUGUUUCUCUGGAAUUCGGUUUAGUAGAAUUACCAUUUAACUCAAGUAUAGAGCGAGAGAUCUAUUUGACGAUGGAAGCAGCCGAGAAAUCCGAAGAAACGGCCUCAAGUGGUACUAACAAAUUGCCUGGAAUGGUGAACUGGGGUACGGCAACUACCAUUGGAGUGUUUGCAGGCAUGUUUUAUGGAGGAAGCAAAGAAGCGGCAGCUUCGGUGAGCAAGGAUGCAGAAGUUACAUUGAAGCUGGGUAGCACACCUGAUAAACGUGAACAAUAUAGGUUAAUCAGAGAUGCAAUGGAGAAAAGAUUUAUUCGAGUUACACGAGGCUCAAUAGUUGGUGGUGUGCGCCUUGGGAUGUUUACAGCUGCAUUCUAUGGUUUACAAAAUCUGCUAGCCGAGAAGCGUGGUGUGCAUGACGUUUUCAAUGUUGCUGCAGCUGGUUCUGCCACAGCUGCUACAUUUGGUGUAAUACUGCCAGGAUCACUCAAGUGGCGUGCCAGGAACGUUGCAUUGGGAUCUGUCCUUGGUGCAGCAUUUUGCUUCCCUCUUGGUUGGCUUCAUUUGAAGCUUGUAGAGAAAGCAAACGAAGGUAAUCAAGCACUUGCUUAUCCUAAUACAGUUCAAAAGGGUGAAUCAAAGAGUGGUGUCGGUGCUGCUAUUGAGAGACUUGGAGAAAGCUUGAACAAGUAGAUUCAAUGACAUCACCUCCCCAUUUGCCAGUGAGAUAUCGAGAACGAGGUCAAAGUUGAGUGUGUACAGACCAUGUCCAACCAGGAUAGUUGGUUUUUUGCUUGCUUCUUUCGACCAUUUUUGCAGGAGUUUCUGGUGGUUUCAAAGAUGAUAAGCCGGUUAUCCCUGGGGACUACCGAGUACCAAUUCAGGAAGAAAAAAUAUUUCACCUUGUCCGUUUAAUCUCAUUUCAUUAGGAAUCAGCCUUCUUAUUUUCCUUGUAGAUUAUUUUUUUUCUGGGGCCAUCGGGCCAGGGCCCCCCUCCUAAGCAGGGUUGUGCCUUCAAAGAUUUGUUUUAUAAGCCAAUCAUGGGUUGAUUCUUUCUUCCAGAAAUUCCUCUCCAGUUUUGUUUAGAUAGUGACCGACAUUCAUCGUUUAAUUAUAUAGAUGUGUUGGUGAUGAAUCCAUAUGAAUAGACUGCUGUCUUCUGGGGUAAAAA